Molecule: messenger RNA, 627 nt
Organism: Paraphaeosphaeria sporulosa
Lineage: Eukaryota; Fungi; Ascomycota; Dothideomycetes; Pleosporales; Didymosphaeriaceae
Exons: 2
Coding region: 1-627 (208 amino acids)
Source: RefSeq, a predicted model, not a curated record
AUGGCUCAAUCUUUCGGUAUCGCCACGUUCCGCUUUUUGUUCUUCCUCAGUAUCCUACUGCUUUUGCUCCAGACUCAAAGUACAGACGCAGCCAACACCGUGAUCUGGAAGAACCACUGCGACUACGACCUUUACUUUUGGGUUGUGCCCCCCGGAGGACCAGAGCGCAACGAUGCCUUCACACGUGUCCCUGCCCGUGGCGAGCAUAUCCACCAGAUGAUUUGGCACAAAGACGGCGGCAUCGUCCUCAAAUAUCGAGAUGUUCCUUACUACACCAGAGCCCCUGCCGGAAUUCUUCAGGCAGAGUAUUACAUGGAUCGGCGCGAGAAUAAGCUCUGGUACGACUCCAGCAUCAUCGACUGCGAUAGGGGUCUGGGUCCCCAGAACCCCUACUAUUGCCCGUUUGCACACGGUGGUGUGAACAUUACCUGCACCAUGGCAACCGCAGCCAGCUCCGGUGCAACCACCUCUGCCUCCACCUGCUCCAUGGAUAUCUCACAGUAUUCCCGGGACUACGGUACUGACUUCGUCUAUCAACAAGGCGACAGCAUCCUUUGUCGUUGUUCCUACACGCCUAACACGACCGCUAAAGCCGCAGACGUUCCCAGUCCCACAAGGAUACCCUGA